AUGGCAUCAGGGGUUGAAGCAGCAGCGGAGGUGAUGGUGACGGAGCCCAAAAUGGAAGAAGAAAGCAGCGCGGCCUGCAUGCUAAGUGACCAUGGGGCUCUGGGUCCAAAGGUUGAAGGAGAACAAUUGACUCAGAAUGAGAAGAGGGAGGAGAAAAACAUACAAGGAGGAGGCAGCCCCUCUGAGCCCUGUGCCAACCCAAGAAAAAGAUACAGUGCUUUCGUUACCAACAUGCCUUUGGAUGUGAGAUGGCAGUCACUUAAAGACUUGGUUAAAAAAAAAGUUGGUGAGGUCACAUACGUGGAACUCUUAAUGGACGCUGAAGGCAAGUCAAGCGGAUGUGCGAUUGUUGAAUUCAAGAUGGAAGAGAGCAUGAAAAAAGCUGUCGAAGUGCUAAAUAAGCAUCGCCUGAGUGGAACACCACUGGAAGUCAAGGAAGAUCCUGACGGUGAACAUGCCAACAGAGCAAUGCAAAAGACUGGAAGUCUUGCAAGCACAGUGUUGGUAGCAAAUCUGGAUCAUAGAAUUCGCUGGAAGAAACUGAAGAAGGUGUUUAGUAAGGUUGGUGUGGUGCUCCGAGCAGACAUUCUGAAGGAUAAAGACGGGAAAAGUCUUGGGAAAGGCAUUGUGACUUUCAAGCAGCCCCUGGAAGCUCGGCAAGCGGUAGCUAAGCUUAAUGGCCGGCUGCUAUUUGAUAGACCAAUGCACGUCAAAAUGGAGAGGGCUUUACCAAACAAAGACUUCUUCCUUCCUGAACAUCCCCAGCAACUUCCCUAUGGACUUGGUGGUAUUAGCAUGGAUUUGGGGCCAGGAGGGCAGCCUAUUGAUGCCAAUCACCUAAGCAAAGGCAUUGGCAUGGGAAACAUAGGUCCUGCAGGAAUGGGAAUGGAAGGCAUAGGAUUUGGAAUAAAUAAAAUGGGAGGCAUGGAGGAUCCCUUUGGUGGUGAUAUGGAAAACAUGGGACGAUUUGGAUCUGGGAUGAACAUGGGCCGGAUAAAUGAAAUCCUAACUAAUACACUGAAGAGAGGAGAGAUUAUUGCAAAGCAGGGAGGGGGUAGAGGAGGUGGCAACAUCCCUAGGAUUGAGAGGAUGGGCCCUGGCAUUGACUACAUUAUGGGGACUGGCAUGGAGUGCAUGGGUGCUGGCCUGGGUCACGGCAUGGAUCGAAUUGGCUCUGAGAUGAGGCGCAUGGGCCUAGUCAUGAACAGCGUGGGCUCGGUCGAGCGCAUGGGCUCUGGCAUUGAGCACAUGGGCCCCCUGAGUCUCGACCACACAGCCUCCAGGUUUGAGCAUAUGGGCCAGACCAUGGAGCACAUGGGUGCUGGCAUGGGCUUUGGCCUGGAGCACAUGGCUGCACCCAUUGACCAUGCGGGCCAGAUCAUUGAGCCCAUGGGCUCCGGUGUGGAGUGCAUGGGUCCUGCCAUCGACUACAUGGGCCUGAGCAUGGAGCGCAGGGUGCCCGUGGGCAUGGGGGCUGGCCUGGAGCACAUGGGCCCCGUGAUGGAUCCCAUGGCCACUGGCCUGGAGCGCAUGGGUGCCAAGAACCUGGAGUGCAUGGGCCUUGAGCGCAUGGGCGCCAACAGUCUCCAGCGGAUGGGCCCUGCCAUGGGAUCAGAUUUAGGUGCUGGCAUUGAGCACACGGGCCUGCCCAUGGGUGGUGGUGGCAAUGCCAUUGGGAUGGAGUGUGGACACUUUGGAGGAAGCUUUGCAGGAUCCUUUGGUGGAGCCAGAGGCUAUGUUCCCAGGGUGGCCAGAGAGGCCUGCCAGGUAUUUGUAAGAAAUCUCCCAUUUGAUUUUACUUGGAAGUUGCUAAAGGACAAAUUCAGUGAAUGUGGCCACGUGCUAUAUGCCAGCAUCAAGAUGAAAAAUGGGAAGUCUACAGGGUGCGGCGUGGUUAAGUUUGAGUCACCAGAGGUAGCUGAAAGAGCCUGCCGGAGGAUGAACGGCAUGAACUUGAGGGGCCAGAAGAUAGAUGUUCGAAUGGAUAGAAAUGCUUAA
Dipodomys spectabilis (banner-tailed kangaroo rat) is the source of this 1998-nucleotide messenger RNA. RefSeq names its product heterogeneous nuclear ribonucleoprotein M-like. The transcript has a single exon. The record is from RefSeq and is a predicted model, not a curated record. Gene Ontology annotation, cellular component: cytoplasm; nucleus; post-mRNA release spliceosomal complex. NCBI's taxonomy places the organism in Eukaryota, Metazoa, Chordata, Mammalia, Rodentia, Heteromyidae. Gene Ontology annotation, molecular function: mRNA binding. The coding region runs from base 1 to 1998 and encodes 665 amino acids. Gene Ontology annotation, biological process: regulation of mRNA stability involved in response to oxidative stress; alternative mRNA splicing, via spliceosome.